Molecule: messenger RNA, 1730 nt
Organism: Melanotaenia boesemani (Boeseman's rainbowfish)
Lineage: Eukaryota; Metazoa; Chordata; Actinopteri; Atheriniformes; Melanotaeniidae
Gene: dguok
Product: deoxyguanosine kinase
Exons: 8
Coding region: 253-1224 (323 amino acids)
Cellular component (GO): mitochondrion; cytoplasm
Molecular function (GO): deoxynucleoside kinase activity
Source: RefSeq, a predicted model, not a curated record
GCGUUUCUGUUGAAUUGUCACGUCAUAACUAUAUAGUGUUAUCACCAUACAGUCUAUGGUUAUCACCAGCAAAUGUACGGUACUUAAAAUGUUUAUGUCAAAGGAUAAAUUAAACCAAUAUAUUAUGUGAAUGUAGAUAUACAACUAGCUAAAAAUUAGCCGUAUAUGAUCAAAACAAAAUGAAAGUUUAUGUUACAUCAUGACACGUAAAUAAAUGUGAUUGUAUAUUUGCAGGUAAUCUUAAAACUUAUCAUGAUCCCUGUCGUGCAUCGACUUCUUUUGUUCCGCCGAGAAUUACCGAAACAACGAACAGGUCUGGCGCAGCUCAGGGGCUUUACAUUUACACAGAGGAAGACCUCCUUCGGUUUUGUGCGAAGUGCAAACUUAGUCACUCCUAAAACAAAAACCAUUUUCAGUGAUAUGUCUAAAAGGGGAGGAAAUCUAACGUCUUCAUGCUCAAGAUGCUUGUCAAGUUCUGCGGAUGCACCAUCUCGGGUGAAGAGAGUUUCUAUCGAGGGAAACAUUGCUGUUGGAAAGUCGACCUUAGCGAAACUCUUGCAAUCUGCUUGUCCAGACUGGAAUUUGGUGUUGGAGCCUGUUGGGAAGUGGCAGAACAUUCAGAGUACCUCAAAGGGGAGUGAUGCAGCCCCGCAGACAGCAGUCAGUAACUUGCUGGAGAUGAUGUACCAGGACCCGAAGCGCUGGUCGUAUACCUUUCAGACAUAUUCCUGUAUGAGCCGGCUGAGAACACAGUUGCAGCCCCCUCCGACUCGUCUGCUCAACUUAAAAGGAACACCUGUCCAGGUGUAUGAGCGCUCAGUUUAUAGUGACAGAUACAUCUUUGCUUUAAAUAUGUUUGAGCUGGGUUGUAUCAACGCUACAGAGUGGGCAGUGUACCAAGACUGGCAUUCCCUUCUGGUGGAGCAGUUUGGACCCCAGGUGGAGCUGGAGGGCAUCAUUUAUCUCAGAGCCUCACCCAAGAAGUGUAUGGAGCGUUUGAAGUGUCGGGGAAGGUCAGAAGAGAAAGAAGUCAAACUGGAUUAUCUGGAGAAACUGCAUGUUCAGCAUGAGAGGUGGCUGGUCGAGAAAAGCACAGAGAUACAUUUUGAGAAGUUGAAAAAGAUACCGGUCUUACAGCUCGAUGCUAGCUUGGAGUUCAAGAGUGAUUUAGAGGUGCAGGAGCAGUUUAUUACAAAGGUGAAGAACUUCUUUAAUGCUUUAUGAGCAGCCAUCAACAGCAGGAAAGAGAUGAAACCAGCUGGACCUCAAUCAAGUGUGUUAACUGACAUGUAAAUACACCUGAGCCUCUUAGAAUGAAGUAAAUACAGAGUAAAAGAAAAAAAACGUUUUGUCUGUAAGCUGCAUUCUCUAAAGGACCACACUGCUUGAAAUGCACAGAUUGAUUUUGGUUGUACUUUUAGAGUUUUUGUUUUUUGUGCACAUUUCUGGUAACACGUUACUGUUCUGUUGAUUCCUUAUUGAACUCUGCAGAAGUUUUUCUUAUAGACAAUUAUUCACAUACCUGAGUGACUUUUACAUAGAGGAAUCUGGUGGUUUUAUAUUUCCUAUAAAUUAUAAGCUAAAUAUGUACAAUGAACAGUUGUCAAAAAGGUUUACUGAUGGUCACGGUUUUGUGUAUGUAUAGUGUUUUCUAUUUUCCUAACUAGCUGGAACAAGGAACUUGGUAUUUGUUGUAGCUUCUUAAUGAAUAAAGACGUGUUUUCAAAUGA